This is a messenger RNA of Bactrocera oleae (olive fruit fly), 1073 nucleotides long. The record is from RefSeq and is a predicted model, not a curated record. NCBI's taxonomy places the organism in Eukaryota, Metazoa, Arthropoda, Insecta, Diptera, Tephritidae.
UCCUUACUUGUUAUGAACUAUAUUUAGGGAGCGACAUGCUCUGACAGAGAUGCUCUGUACAAAUUACCGAUGACUAAUAACCGGCUACGUAUAUUUCACAACUGCUGACCCGACGAAUUAUUGGAGCUUUUCGCUCCCAGUCAACCAGCUAAGAGAACCACCACCCAAAGACGAGUACCCACAUAUAUCGGCAAACGAAAACAGUCUUCUCUUGGCUGCGGCUGCGGCUGCAGUUGUCAUCAGUUCGUCGCGCUCACGCUUUUAUAUCACGUUUACUAUUAUAAAAACACAACGCGCUUGAAUAAAAGACAAAAGCUACGCAAAAAUGUCGACUGGUUGCAUGUCCGAUGAGCAAUUUCAACAAUUACUCGAAACAAUACGAGCGCUCGGCCCACAACACACCGAACAGCAGCAGCAACAAGAAAUUAACAAGGCGAAAAGCAGUUUUGGCAAUUGCAAUGUACGCUUCCAUGGGCAGCGUGAUAACGACGCCGUCGAAGAGUUCAUCAAUGCCAUCGAAACCUACAAGGACAUGGAGGGCAUCAGCGAUAAAGACGCCCUGAAAGGUCUGCCACUUCUCUUUCAAGGUAUUGCUUCCACAUGGUGGAAGGGCGUACGCCGCGAUGCGAAGUCGUGGCAAGAUGCUCUACAACUGCUGCGCGACCACUUUUCACCGACGAAACCACCCUAUCAAAUAUACGUUGAGAUUUUCGAGUCAAAACAGUCCGAUCACGUGCCGAUUGAUACCUUUGUUUGUCAGAAGCGCGCUCUGAUAGCGAAACUGCCGGAGGGGCGACACGAUGUGGAGACUGAGCUAGAUUUUGUUUAUGGCCUGUUGGGAUCAAAAUAUCAACAACAAAUACCGCGACAUGAAAUUAAAACGUAUAGAGAGCUCUUAGAGAAGGGACGCAAUGUGGAGCGACACAACACUAUAGGAAGACGCAACUAAUAGGGAAUGUUAUGGUCACAGCAGUAAAUUGUGAUCUUCAGUUGUUCUUCAUAGCGAAAGAGUACAUUGUGUUCUCACUAUAAUAAGGGAAAGUAAUAGAAUAUUAUUAAUUUGUAUAAUAAUA